AUGGUACACAACACGACUCUGCUGCUGCGCACUCGAUACCUCGACGCCGACGACGAGUCUUUCGACCAGGGCGGAGAUGCUUUGGGCCCCUUCCUCAAGAAACACGCGUCGAGGGAUUGUCGUGAGGUGAAGCUAGCGGGCACAUCGUCCGACGGAACUUCGACCGAGCUUACCUACACACUCCACGAGGAGCCCAUCAAGGGGCAGAAGAGCGGUGCGGACCACGGGGCGUGUUUGGAGUUGGCGCGCGCGUUCGUGGCAACCUUGAUCGGCAGGCUUGAUCACCGCCUGAAGGACCUCGCCAACCUCGACGGGGCGAAGCUGUUCAAGCAGGGUUCGUAUCCCAAGAACCAAGCCAAGCGCGAGCGGAAACUUGCACAGUGGCUGCAGUCUCUGCGCAACAUGUUUAAGAAGAAGCCUGACGACCCUGACACUCUACCAGGUACGUACAAUACCUAG
Messenger RNA from Closterium sp. Yama58-4, 459 nucleotides. The record is from the annotation of a GenBank genome assembly. NCBI's taxonomy places the organism in Eukaryota, Viridiplantae, Streptophyta, Zygnematophyceae, Desmidiales, Closteriaceae.